Messenger RNA from Tauraco erythrolophus (red-crested turaco), 3507 nucleotides. The record is from RefSeq and is a predicted model, not a curated record. NCBI's taxonomy places the organism in Eukaryota, Metazoa, Chordata, Aves, Musophagiformes, Musophagidae.
AUGACACCCCCCUCUGCUGUCCCCAGCAGCACCUCUGCUCUGUACAACCCCCAUGUCAACCCGAGGACAGCUCCUGAGUCCACCGAAAGUUCCCGUGACCCAGCUUUGUGGGCUCCCAGCCCAGCGACUGAGGACAAGCCCUCGGCUGGGGUCUCCUCGCUCGCUGUUGGCCACACACACACAUGGGUGACUACAGCUGUGUCCUGGUCAGGUGCCGGUGGUACCACCACUGGGGAACUCACGACCCCCUCUGAAAGUGGCGCCGAGGGUGCAGCACCCCCAGCCAGCACCAAGAGCACCCACGUGCCUGUCUUUAACAGCAUUGGCACAAGCUCGACCACCACACCAGACACCAGUGUGUCACCCAGCAACACCAUCCAUCCAGCCAGCUCAGCCAGCAAGGAGACCUUCAUGGUGACGGGGACCACUGAAGCCGUGCUGUCUGCCAUGGUAAAGGCCACCAGCACCAGCAGUGCCCUGUCCCCCACUGUCACACAUGAUGAGGCAGGCGGAGGAGGGCGACCUGUCCUGUCCCCAGCAGCACAUACCCCCAUCAUGAAGACAACUGCCAGGUCCUGGCGCAUCCUUGGUCCCAGCCAUGCCAUCACGGUGCCUGUGCCAGCAGCCUCACUCUACCCCUUUGGCGCGGAGGGAGGGGACCGAGAAUGCGUCCAGAGGAUGGUGGAUUUUAACUCCCCUCUGUUCAAGCCAGAGAUUGGAUUCCCCUUCGGGAAGUCACUGCAGGAUGUUCUCUAUUUUACAGAUAACGGACAGAUCAUUUUCCCACCCACGGACAACUAUGUCCCCUCCAACCCCAAUCCGCCUCCCCAGGGCUUCAGCGGCCAGGAUGGUUUGCCAAUGGUGGCUGUCUUUUGGGACGAUGCAGAUUUUUCCCAGGGUGUUGGCACCACCUGGUACCAGGAGUACCCCACCCUCAGCUCUACUCGAGACCCCCUCGUCCAUGAUGUGGAAGAGAAGAUCGAGAAAUACCUGAAAACCCCCUAUGUAGCAAAAUGGACCUUGAAGGUGACAUGGGAGAAGGCUCCAGCAUAUCCAGCAGGGGAGGCUUUGAGGACAAGCACCUACCAGGCAGUCCUCACCACUGAUGGGAACCGCUCCUUCGCCCUGCUGCUCUACCAGGACGGCGGGAUGCGGUGGGACUACGCUGAGCUGGCUGCGGGCAAUGUGUUGAUCGGCUUCACCAGUGGCAAUGGCUAUGCCCAAAAUAAUGAGCUGACUCAAAAGCCACCGGCUGUCAAAUACCGACCAGACCAGCACAGCAGCACCAGCACUGGCUCAGCAGAUGCCUCCGUGAGGAUGCUGCGCACCGUGUCCCCCAACCUGGCCGGAGCUGGGGUGCGAUGUCUCUACCAAGACGGGAGCUUGUUGGAAGGUUGGCAGGAGAGAGCCUGGAGCCUCCCCACCCACCCUGGGGCAGAUGAGGAGCUGGAGGCGUUUGACUGGUGCUGCCAGCGCGUGGGGAAGCCCCUGUUCUGCUCCAGGUUUGCUGAGAAGAGACCGAGGGUCAGCUGCGAGGGCUAUGUGCCACCCACCCAAGCUGGUGCCUUUGGGGACCCCCACAUCACCACCCUGGAUGGACUCACCUACACCUUCAACGGGCUCGGGGACUUUGUCCUGCUGCUUGCCAGCAAAGCCCAGACCAGCUUUGUUCUGCAAGGGCGCACAAUCCAGACCGGGACAGCCCAGGCCACCAACUUUGUGGCCUUUGCUGCCCAGUACAUCUCUGCCACCACCACAACAGUUGAGUGGACCUUGGGGAGCCAGGGUGACAUCCAAGUCCUCCUGAACAACAAAACCAUUCAGUUUUCCUAUUCCCAAGACAUGGGUGCUGAAGUGUACUACAGCUCCGGCGUCCUGCUGGUCAACAACUCCUCCAUCACGGUCGUCUUUGAUGGGGCCAUUGCUGUCUGUGUCUCAUCUCUCUCCGGGAUCCUCAGUGUGGUCUGCAGCUUGCCUGAUCGGUACUACAAUGGCACCAAAGGCCUUCUGGGUGUGUGGGACCAUGACCCCACAGAUGACUUCCAGACACCAAACGGUACCAUCAUCCCUGUGAACAGCAGCGAGGAGGAGAUCUACAGCUACGGGAUGACCUGGGCUGUUGGAGAGCACAGUCUGUUUGUUCAGCCUCUAACCUCACCAGUAACAAACUUCGCACCCAUCUUCUUGUCUCGGCUGCGGCAGGAGAACGAAAGCCAGUACCAGCUGGCAGCCUCGCGGUGCCAUGGCAGCAAGGAGUGCAUCUAUGAUGCUUUGAGCACAGGGGACGUGGCACUGGGCCUGGCCACCCGGAGCCUCACAGAUGACUUUCAGCAGAAGAAGAUGGUCCUCAACGCCUUCCCUCCCAUCAUCAUCGGUGACACGUCACUCACAGCCUUCAGGACCGAAAGGGUCAGGAGGCAGUACCGUGCCGUGGGGGCAGGUGCACGCUUCGUCCCCCACCUUUCCCCAGAGCUCAACGUAUCAGAGAGCGGCACCCUGACGUGGGAGCCCCGCGGGACCAACCCUCUCACUGUCAGCCUGGAGGCUGUUGGGUCCAACAACCUCUCUGCCCUCCUCCGGCUCCACUUCACCCUUUGCAGCUGCAGCAGGAGCCAGGAGUGCGACUACAGCGACACCGUCACCCUCGGAGGGUCCUCCCUGCAGCUGGCAGCCUGCAAGUGUGACGGCGGCUACUCAGGUCCCUUCUGCCAGGACCCGCCAGACCCCUGCGCCCAGGGAUGCUUCCCUGGUGUGGGCUGCAACUCACACACUGGCUGCGGCUCCUGCCCAGCUGGCCUGACCGGCGAUGGGCGGCACUGCUCAGAUAUCGACGAGUGUGCGCAGGGGAUGGGGUGCCCGGGGAACGCCACCUGCACCAACACGGUGGGCAGCUACACCUGCUCCUGCCUGUCUGGUGAUGAGGGCGAGGGGCCGGGAGGUGGCUCAUCCUGCGUCUCCCACUCCUGCCCCGAGGGCUACUGCAGCAACGGGGGACGCUGCCAUCUGCACCCCAUCACCUGCACCCCUACCUGUGCCUGCCCCCCAGCUUUCACUGACCAGCACUGCCUGGUGGCAGGGGGGGAUUUUCGGCCACUGGCCAGGGCAGAUCUCCCCCGGAGAAGCGUCCAGCUGUGGGUCAGGGCACUGCAAAACGCCACUGCCGGGGAAGUCAACAGCACUGUCUCAGCCAUCCUGGGCUCCAUGGAGGUGAAGGCUUUCCAGAGCAACAUCAACAUCACCCAGACGACCGAUGAUGAUGGCUUCACCUUCACAGUGGUGUCUGAGUUUGCCUACGACAGUCAUGGCACCGUCAUCCAGGCCAAGGAGACCUUCUGGAGACCACGACCCUUCUCCUGCUCACAGAGGAACCAGCCGCUGCUGCUGGCCCCGCCACCUGCUCUCUGGGUCUUUGGCACCGGCACCUGCGUGGAGGCAGAGGAUGGGCAGGUGCCUUUUGGGGUCUGGUCUUUGCAGGAGGAUUCACUCUGGGGGACGUGCUUUUUCUGA